This is a messenger RNA of Pristis pectinata (smalltooth sawfish), 557 nucleotides long. Its product is annotated as interferon alpha-inducible protein 27-like protein 2. The record is from RefSeq and is a predicted model, not a curated record. The transcript has 4 exons. Gene Ontology annotation, cellular component: mitochondrion; membrane. Bases 167 to 448 code for a protein of 93 amino acids. Gene Ontology annotation, biological process: apoptotic signaling pathway. NCBI's taxonomy places the organism in Eukaryota, Metazoa, Chordata, Chondrichthyes, Rhinopristiformes, Pristidae.
CAGAUAUAAUUUACUAGGUGUGGCUCUAUUUAAGGAAUUGCUUUCAAUAUUGAGUAAUUUGUACGAUCAAACACAACUGGCGUUAGGACACAGAAGAGUACCAUUGGCUUGCUAUAUAUUCUGUGCUUCCGUUUACGUUAGCAUCUCAAGAAGAGGCUGGUGAAAAAUGGGAAUUCUGACAGUGGCUCUGAUUGGGGCUGGAGCCGCCUCUUCCAUUGUUGCGGCCCCUGUGGUUUUGGGGGCAAUGGGCUUCACAUCGGCUGGAAUAGUAGCCGGUUCCAUCGCUGCAAAAAUGAUGAGCGCAGCGGCUGUGGCCAAUGGAGGAGGCGUUGCAGCUGGAAGCAUGGUGGCUGUCCUUCAAUCUGUUGGAGCUGCAGGACUGUCUGCUACUGCUAAUGCAGCACUGGGCACUGUAGGUGGGGUGAUUACUGCCGCCAUAGUACGCUGAAGAAAAGAAGUGCCUUCAGAAAACUAAACAAAAAUGACAAUCCUUCCUAAAGUCAGAAUAAGUGCUUAAAAAUCUAAUUGAAAAUUAAUAAAACAUGCAUUAUUGGUCA